CCGACCUCGCGCAUGCGCCCGGGCGCCCGCAGCUACCGUGUGGGGCCGAGAGGCGACCUAUCCGCCGUCGGCGUCGCGUUCGGGUGACGUCACGCCAUGGCCGCCUCGCUCCGCCGCCGCUGCUGCUAGAGGCCUCGCCGCGCGCCCCGCCGCCUCCUGGAACCGCUCUCGCUUCCUCCCCCGGCUCCCUGCCCCGACCUUUCCCCGCCCGGCAAGAUUAGCAGGCCCUGAUGGAUGUUUCCGAAAGCCCUGAGCAAAAUCCCCGCUCUCCUGACGAGAAGGUGGUGGAGGAAGAGGAGGAAGACCGCGACCAGCAGCUCUCGGAAGACGAAAUCCUGAAAGGGAGUGACUCAGAACAGGAUGGCGAGGACGGGCAGGGCACCACUUUGGGGGAAGAGGAGGAGGAAGACACAGCCAGGGUGUUGAGCCGCCAGGAGGCAGAGGAGAACCACUCGGACGAGGAGGACCGCUUGAGUGAGACCAAGUCUCAGGACUCUGACAAUAACCAGCCAAGUCGGGAGCUGAAGGGCUCUCUGUGCAACCAGGGGGAUAAAGAAGACAGAGCCAACGACCUGGGGGAUGAAGCAUCCUCGGUCACUCGGGAACUGGACGAACAUGAAUUGGACUAUGACGAGGAAGUUCCCGAAGAGCCAAGCACUGUUGCUGCUGACGACGAGGCUGACAAGGCUGGGGGAGAGGAGGAGGAGGAGGAGGAGAAGGGAGACGAAGCCCCCGAGGAGGAGGAAGAGAAGAAGUCCGGCACAAAGAGUGAUGAUGAAAAGGACGGACAGGAGCCCCUCAAGGAGAAGAAAAAAGAAGAAGACGACGGAGAAAUCGACGACGGCGAGAUUGAUGACGACGAUCUAGAGGAGGGAGAGGUGAAAGACCCCAGCGACAGGAAGGUGAGGCCUCGUCCCACCUGCAGGUUCUUCAUGAAAGGUCACUGUACUUGGGGCAUGAACUGCCGGUUUAUUCAUCCCGGGGUGAACGACAAAGGAAACUACUCCUUGAUCUCCAAGCCAGAUCCUUUCUCUCCCAACGGCGCGCCACCCAUUGGCCCAGGACCUCAUCCGCUGAUGCCAGCCAAUCCUUGGGGAGGGCCAGUCGUUGAUGAAAUCUUGCCACUGCCGCCUCCAGACCCUCCGGCAGAAAGUGCCUGGGAAAGGGGACUCCGUCACGCUAAAGAGGUGUUGAAAAAGGCCACCAUGCGGAAGGAGCAGGAGCCCGACUUUGAGGAGAAACGGUUUACAGUGACCAUCGGGGAAGACGAGCGUGAGUUUGACAAAGAGAAUGAAUUUUUCCGGGACUGGAACUAUCGCAUCACUCGAGAUGUCCGGGACUCAACUGAGGUGGAUAUCAAAGAGAACAUUAACUAUGGGCUUGAUCCUUAUACGGACCCUUAUUAUGAUUAUGAAAUAGAACGUUUCUGGCGUGGUGGACAGUAUGAGAACUUCAGGGUACAGUACACAGACCCCGAUCCCUACCGGAACUACAAGCUGAGUAAGGAAAGGGAAAGAGAGCGGGAGAGGGAAACCCGACAGCGUGAGCGGGAGCGCGAGCGCGAGAGGGAGCGGGAGCGAGAGCGUCGGCAGCGGGAGCGAGAGCGCGAGCGGGAACGGGAGCGCGACAAGGAGCGGCAGAGGCGGAAAGAGGAGUGGGAGAGGGAGAGAGAGCGCAUCAAGAGAGACGAAAAGGACCGGCAGCACAGAGACCGGGACCGAGAGAGGGAGCGAGAAAAGGAGAAGGAGAAGCCUAAGCCUCGAUCAUCACCACAGCCCCCAAGCCGCCAACCUGAGCCACCAAAGAAGGAGAAGGAGACGACCACGACCACCCCGUCUCAGUCCAAGAGGGCCGAUGAGUGGAAGGACCCCUGGCGCCGAUCCAAAUCCCCCAAGAAGAAGCACGGCCUGUCCGCUUCGCCCAGCCGCGCCCGCCGGCGCCGGAAGACCUCGGCCUCAUCAGCCUCGGCCUCUGGUUCUUCAAGGUCGUCGUCUCGUUCCUCCUCUUAUUCUGGCUCCGGCUCCUCGCGGUCCCGUUCCAGAUCUUCCUCCUACAGCUCCUACUCCAGUCGCUCUUCCAGGCACAGCUCCUUCUCAGGCAGCAGGUCCAGGUCGCGGUCCUUCUCAUCUUCACCGUCUCCUUCCCCAACGCCAUCUCCACACAAACCCCCUGCCAAGCCUAAAGGGGAGCCUGUAGCAUCUGCUGGAAAGAGUGACAAGCCUGUGAAGAAAGUCGCCGCCCCUCCACCAGCACCUCCAGCCCCGAAAGCCGUCCCAGCCGCACCAGAGCCAGCCAAGCCAGGGGACAGCAGGGAGGCCAGACGGAAGGAGCGCCAGGCGAGGACGCCACCCCGGAGGCGGGCCAUAAGCUGCAGCAUGAGCGGCAGCGGCUCUAGCUACAGCGGCUCCAGCUCCCGUUCCAGGUCUCUGUCUCGGUCGCUCUCCCGGUCUCAUUCCCGCUCCACCUCAGCCUCCGUCUCCCCGUCCCCGUCCGGCUCCAGAAAAUCCAGGUCCCUGAGUGUGAGUAGUGUCUCAUCCGUCUCUAGUGCCUCCUCCAGCAGCAGCUCCGUGCGCAGUGCUGACUCGGAAGACAUGUACGCAGACCUGGCCAGCCCGGUUUCUUCAGCCAGCUCCCGAUCCCCAACGCCAGCACAGCAGAAGAAGGAGAGAGCAGGAAAGCCCAAAAAGGAAGGCGGUGGCAUCAAGGAGGAGAAGCGGAAACGGGAAGCGCCCGCACAGCCUCCCAGGUCGGCCAAGCCCGUGCCGGGGGGCAAAUCCCAGCAGCCGCCCCCACCUCAGCAGAUCCCACCUCUCCAGCCCCAGCCAGCGGGCUUCAGUGCCCACAAAGAAAUCAAACUAACACUGUUGAACAAGGCAGCUGACAAAGGAAGCAGCAGGAAGAGGUACGAGCCCUCCGACAAAGACCGGCAGGCGUCUCCGCCAGCAAAACGGAUCAACCUGUCUCCAGAGAGAGGUACUCGUGAUAGGAAACUCACUGGAAGGCUCUCCUCCCCCAAACAGGACCGCCAACGAGGCCCCAAUCCGAAGCCCUCCCCUGCUCAAGCCGACAAGAAGCGCCCAUUGUCUCCCCAGCCCAAGGGUUCCAGCAAGGUCACGAGCAUCCCGGGCAAAGUGGCCGAACCGGCCCCCGCAGCUGCUGCCACGAAAUCGGGCAAGUCCAGCACAUUGUCACGGCGGGAGGAGCUCCUGAAGCAGCUGAAGGCCGUGGAAGACGCCAUUGCCCGCAAACGGGCCAAGAUUCCUGGGAAAGUAUAGUCUCUCGUGGCCCGGAUUAGAGACUGCUCUGUGUUUUUAUAAAUAGUGUACAAGCGGCCACUUCGGAUUUUGCAGUUCGGUUUUAUUUUGGCUGUGGUCCUUUUUAAAAAAUUAAAAAAAAAAUUGGAAAGAGAAGAGAAAUGUUGUCAGCCGAAUGCCUGCCCACCCGCCCAGAUCCAAGACGGCCCCCCUCUGGCUUCCUCUCCAGCCCACGUGUUGCUGGCACCGUGCCGCUGAGGCAGCCGUGCCCCCUGUGAUGUUUUCCAUGCCUAUCUGGUACAGCGGACUCCACAUGGCAGCCCUGCCAGAUGCCUUCUCUCUGCUAGCUCCGAGUUGUCUUUCCCCUAGUUAGUCCUGCUGUGUGUUGAGUGUCUUCAGCAAUGCAGUUCUACAUCCUGUGUCAGGAGAGAGUCAGAAAGCCUGAUGCCACCCACCAGAAAUGUCUCCUCUGUCGUCUCUCCUCUGCCCUCCCCUCCCCCCCGCCGCCCCAACUCGUCCCCACCAGGAACGAAACCAAUCACUUAGCUAUCCUUGAUGGAAGUCUGGUUGGAAGAUCCCACGUGUCUUUUAUUUUAAGCAGAAGAUUGUUUUAGUUGAUUUUGGGGAGCGGGGGUUGAAAAGAAGCAAAAAAAAUACUGUCAGGAUGUGUGUCUGAUAAGGAUUUUUUUUUUUUUUGGAGGAGUUAUGCUGAAAAUAAAGUAUUUUGAUAAACAGUU
Messenger RNA from Hemicordylus capensis (graceful crag lizard), 3991 nucleotides. It is a transcript of the gene ZC3H18, whose product is annotated as zinc finger CCCH-type containing 18. Lineage: Eukaryota; Metazoa; Chordata; Lepidosauria; Squamata; Cordylidae. The coding region runs from base 231 to 3275 and encodes 1014 amino acids. The record is from RefSeq and is a predicted model, not a curated record. The transcript has 19 exons. Gene Ontology annotation, molecular function: metal ion binding.